GUUACUUAUAAACCCGCGUAGAUCGCUUAUUGCUUGCAUCGGUGAGACCGGGGAUAUAUCAGUAAUUUUGCGGCAAUACAGGAAAUAAUAAACGGCAAAAGUGAUCGAAUAUCCCGGACGUCCAAACCUCGAAUGAUUUCCAAAAAGGACAAAUACACAGCAUCAAAGCAUCAAUUUGGGAAUUGAAGACUGAUCUUUACAUCGCCAGCUGCGUUUAAAAAAUACUUCUUAUACAUCAAAGCAAUAGCUAUUGGUCAUAAACAACAUCUAAAGAUAUAUAUUCAUUUCUGAAAUUUACAUAAAAGACAUUGGAAAGACUACUUUACAAUAGAACUGAAUCAAAAAAUAUACUGUCAGAAUGGAACAUUUACUUGCUGCGUUCCUUGCGCUCAUCUGUGUUACGACAAUAUCGGGAAAUCCCGCCUACAACCCAGGAAGCAUGCUUGGAUUGGAGGAAGAUGCCACAGAAUUCCAUGAACAAAGAAAAUUAGAAGAAACAAAAGAAUAUGAAGAAGAAAACGAGAUAGAUCCGAGACUGACACAACAAUACUCUGAGAACAGCAUUGGUCCGUACGAAUGUUCCACCCAUAUUCAAUGUGUGAACGAUGGAACUUGUGUGACGACUGGAAGUGGAAAAAUAUGCAACUGCUCUAGUGAAUAUUUGGGGCCAUAUUGUGAUUAUUCGGCAAGCUCAAUUGACAAAGCUUUGAGAGUGCAUCCGCUAUUCAAAGUAUCAUUUGCUGAAUGCAUGACGAAGGCAGGAAAAACUGCUGGAAUAAAUGCGCUUGGUCUACUUGAAAAAUGCGGUGGAGGACAGAACAUGUGCUGGUUACACGAAGGCGGAGUUAAAGGACUUAAAUGCUUUUUCUGGUGCUUGACUAAUGGAAUGCGAUUAUCAUUGACCGAAGCAAAACCGAGUGAAGAGUCACGGCUUUCGCUAUACAAAGAAGUGUUUCAAAAAUUUUCUCGUGAGCGACAUCUACCGGAGAAACCGAAGCAACAUCGCCCAAGAGGGGUCCCGGUCGCAUCUCUCCAAAUCAACCUAUAUGAUACAUCUAACCAAGACUAUCCAUACCCGAAACAUGGUACAUUUGGAUUGCCGGAAAUUAGCAUAAAACCGAGUGUUUCGUUCUGGACUCCUAACUAUAAACCAGACACGUACGUACCUAAAGGCCAGCCGUACGGAUCACCGUAUGCCUCAGAGAAAGGACGAGAUCCGAUCUACGAACCCUCUGAAGAAAAUCCUUUUAGGUAUCCUAAAAGUCACGAAAUUACCGCAUCUGAACCGAGUGACGACAACGAUGAAAUGAGCUCUGUUGACGAGAAGGGGUUAAAUAAUUUUAUCUGGGAGGUACAUACAUAUGGCACAGAAGACUCCCAUGAAGAUCAGCAUAAGGAUUCUCAAAAAGAGGAACCCCCACUAGAAGAAGCACCGGGCAACAACUUUUUGAAUGACGCAGUGCAUGACGUCAUGCUGGACAUUUACGACAGUAAUGUCGUCGAAGCUAGUGAUGAUAAUGACGACAUAGUUGACGAUACCGAAUUCGUGUCAUCGCCAUAUGAUGGACCAUUUCCUUACCACGACGAAUCGUCUAAUAUGCGAGAAGGGCCUCCGACAGAAUAA
Messenger RNA from Styela clava, 1624 nucleotides. The record is from RefSeq and is a predicted model, not a curated record. Lineage: Eukaryota; Metazoa; Chordata; Ascidiacea; Stolidobranchia; Styelidae.